CUUGUCAUUGAAAAUUCAGAAAAUUAUUUGUGAGUUUGUGGAAAGUGCAUCUCGAAAGUCGAACGAAAUCGUAUUUGUGUUUGUGACUUCAGUGCAAUUGAGGCUACAGUUUAAGUUUUAUUGUUUGUGCAAAGCAAUAAACUCUUAUUCUGUGCACAGAGAAGAUCUCUAAUUGGUCUCUCCGUAAGUGCAGUCAGAUUUGUUCAAAACGGCUUCCGAAAAGUUAAAUAAUACUGAUCAAGCAAACUACAACACAAUGUAUCAAUCAGCGCAAGGUGGAUAUCCCCAGGGAGGAUAUCCGCAAGGUGGUUACCCACAAGGGGGCUACCCGCAAGGUGGCUACCCGCAAGGAGGUUAUCCCCCACCAGGAGGUUAUCCCCCGGGCGGGUAUCCGCCUCAAGCCGGCUACCCGGCGCAGCCUGGCUUCCAACCCGGUUAUGGAGGUGCCGGAUUUGGUGAGCCGGCCGGAUAUCCGGGUCCGGGUCAGGGCAGUCUGGGCGAAGAUGGUGACGUCAAAGGCUUCGAUUUCAAUGAGCAGAGCAUACGCAAGGCUUUCAUACGGAAGGUGUAUUCAAUCCUGAUGUGUCAGCUGCUGGUGACGCUGGGCUUCAUCACGCUCUUCGUGUUCCACAAGCCCACGCAGAUGUGGGUGCAGAGGAACACCUUCAUGUUCUGGAUAGCUUUCGCGGUGGUGUUCAUCUGUCUGAUAGUAAUGUCGUGCUGCGGCAACGUGCGCCGGCAGGCUCCCAUGAACUUCAUCUUCCUCGGCAUCUUCACCGUCGCUGAGAGCUUCCUGCUCGGAGUCACCAGCAGCAUGUACGAUGGCACUGCGGUGAUGAUGGCGGUGGGCAUCACGGCGGUGAUCUGCCUGACGCUGACGCUGUUCGCGAUGCAGACUAAAUACGACUUCACCGCUAUGGGGGGCAUCCUGCUCUGUGCCACUGUUGUACUUCUCUUGUUCGGUCUGAUAGCGAUGUUCCUGCCGGGCAACCGCAUCGUAACGCUGGUGUACGCCUCACUGGGCGCCCUGCUGUUCUCCAUCUACCUGGUGUACGACACGCAGCUGAUGAUGGGCGGCUCCCACAAGUACAGCAUCUCCCCCGAGGAGUACGUGUUCGCGGCGCUCAACCUCUACCUCGACGUCAUCAAUAUCUUCAUAUAUAUAUUGACUAUUAUUGGAGCCAGUCGGGAUUAAAUUAUCAUGUAAAGCUACCAAAGGCGUCAACACGCAGACUGUCAAAGAACAGCUCAGCUUUUUUAAUGUUUUUUUUUUAUUUAUAUAAUUAACUCCACUUUUAAUGUCAUUGUGGUCGUACAUUAGCAGUAUUUUAUUUGUGGUAAAUAUGUACUGAGAGCAUUUUUAAAUAUAUAUAUAUAUAUAAAACAUAUAUGACUAGUCAACAUCAAAAACCUACUUAAAAAAA
Molecule: messenger RNA, 1424 nt
Organism: Papilio xuthus (Asian swallowtail)
Lineage: Eukaryota; Metazoa; Arthropoda; Insecta; Lepidoptera; Papilionidae
Product: protein lifeguard 1-like
Exons: 9
Coding region: 257-1195 (312 amino acids)
Cellular component (GO): membrane
Source: RefSeq, a predicted model, not a curated record